GGAUGACUACGGAGAUAGCAACCGGCAACUCCGCGAGCGUCACAGCGCGCUUCUGCAGCGGUGUUGGGUUAACGAUCGACUCGCCACAUCCGGCGCGGCCUGACACCGUCACAACCUGUGUUUGUGCUUACGACUAACCAUUGCCCCUACACUCUCCUUUGGCACGGUCAAUUGGUAGACAUGGGAAAUGGUCCGUCUGCGCCGAAGAUAACUAAGCAAGACCACGCUAUCCUAGAUCUUAAGUUGCAGCGCGACAAAGUCAGGCAAUACCAGAAGAAGAUCCAAGAGGUGCUGAACAGGGAACAUGAGAUAGCGAAGCAGCAGCUGGCAGCCGGGCAUAAGGACCGCGCCCUGCUAGCACUUCGGAAACGGAAGUACCAGGAGGGUCUGCUCGCCAAGACAGAUGCGCAGCUGGAGAACCUGGACAAGUUGGUGUCCACCAUCGAGUUCUCCUUGAUUGAGGUGUCCGUGCUGCAUGGAUUGCAGCAAGGCAACGAGGUCCUCAAGCAGAUUCACAAGGAGAUGAACGUCGAGUCUGUGGAGAAGCUACUGGAGGAGACGGCUGAGGCACGAGAAUACCAACGAGAAAUCGACGAGAUGCUCGCAAAUACAUUAUCUGCCGAGGAUGAAGAAGCUGUGCAGAGCGAGCUGCAGGCUCUGCAGGACGAGGCGCUGGUUCCGGAGGACGAGCGGCAGUCUGCGCAUCGGGUCCAAGAGCUUCCGUCUGUACCUGUCACCAAGCCAGCAGCACCAGAGCAAGAACAGGAGCCAGAACCCGAGCGGGCCGCGGGGAGAGGGGAGAGAGAGCGCGUGCCGGUUGCAGCAUAAUCAGUCAGCCAGCAUUUUGCACAACAUCACUCGGUCAUUUACCAGCAUAUGCAUCAUACUCUAUUGUACAGCCUAAUGUCAUGAACUCUAUAUAUCCUACCA
Molecule: messenger RNA, 930 nt
Organism: Fomitopsis serialis
Lineage: Eukaryota; Fungi; Basidiomycota; Agaricomycetes; Polyporales; Fomitopsidaceae
Product: Snf7-domain-containing protein
Exons: 7
Coding region: 181-828 (215 amino acids)
Biological process (GO): vesicle budding from membrane; late endosome to vacuole transport via multivesicular body sorting pathway
Cellular component (GO): multivesicular body; ESCRT III complex
Source: RefSeq, a predicted model, not a curated record